AUAUCUCGUUUCGGAAAAGAAAGACUUUAUAAUAAGGUAGUAUUAAUAGUAUUUAUUACUGAGUAUACGAAUAUCCUAAUUCCUAAGCUAUAUUAUUACUUUAAAGAUAAUAAGGCCAUUUAUCUAAUUAUAGAAUAUAUUAAAAGAAUAGGUAUAAAUGAGCUUGAGGAGGAGAAACGGAAGUUUAUUAAAAAGGAACUAGAGGUUUAUUUAGAGUUAUUAAAAGAGAUAAAGUCAAAAUUUUAG
Messenger RNA from Hyaloscypha bicolor E, 246 nucleotides. RefSeq lists its product as uncharacterized. Lineage: Eukaryota; Fungi; Ascomycota; Leotiomycetes; Helotiales; Hyaloscyphaceae. The record is from RefSeq and is a predicted model, not a curated record. The transcript has a single exon. The annotation marks the transcript as partial.